Messenger RNA from Ostrinia nubilalis (European corn borer), 1933 nucleotides. Its product is annotated as dynein axonemal assembly factor 4-like. The record is from RefSeq and is a predicted model, not a curated record. The coding region runs from base 57 to 1373 and encodes 438 amino acids. The transcript is spliced from 3 exons. Gene Ontology annotation, biological process: cilium movement; inner dynein arm assembly; outer dynein arm assembly. Gene Ontology annotation, molecular function: protein binding. NCBI's taxonomy places the organism in Eukaryota, Metazoa, Arthropoda, Insecta, Lepidoptera, Crambidae.
UUUGUCAGCUGUCAUUGACUAUUGACUGCAAUUAAAUAAAUAAAUGUGCUAGAAAAAUGCCAAUUAUUGUUAAAGAUUUCACGUGGACACAAACAACCCAAGCGUUGAACAUACGAAUACCAAUCAGCCCGGUAAAACAUGAAAAAGUUGAUAUUUUCACCACCGACUCUUACAUCAAGGCGAACUACAACCCUUUUCUAUUCGAAAUAUUUUUAUUACACGACGUGGACAGCUCUAAAGGUAAAUGUGUCGUUCAGGAAGAUAUUAUCGUUAUUGAUUUGGUCAAAAGGGAGCAAGUUGAAUGGGAAAGCCUAGAGAAAGAGCUCACUAAAGAAGAAAAAAUGAAACUGAGGCAAGAAAUCCUGGAAGAAUGCCAAGAAAAAGCUAAGCAAGAGUCUGAAGACAAGAGGAUUAAAAAGAGUCAGUUAGAUCGUUUCACUGUUCAACGGGCUAUGGAAAUUGAUGAGAAGCAACAUAAAUUGAUGGAUUCUAGAAGAGACGAGCAGAGGAAGCAAGCUAUGAACGCUUUGGAAGACUGGAGGGUGACCAAUGUAAAUAAAGACAGUAUUCCAAAUCAGAAAGAACUGCCGAUACCUUAUAGAAUCUUAGAUACUCAUCAUAAAACUAAAUCUGGGUUUAAAAUAGUUGAGCUGCCUGACAAUGACGUGGAUGAUAAAGAAAAGAACAUUACCAAAGACUCGAACUUAGCUAAACAACAAAAACUAGCGCCUAGACCUCCACCUAAAGCUCUUGUUAAAUCAGAGUAUGUUGAGAAGAAAAAGAAAGAGGCAUCAGUUAGGGUGCUACCGCGGCUCAGGGAAACAGCUCAGCUGGAAGUCACUCACACGCCAAGAACAUUCCCUACUCCUAGCAGGGAGUCGACAGCACAGGAAGAGGAGGCGUGGAUUAAAAAUAUAACAUUAGCAAGAAGAGCGACAGGCUUCGUAUCCGAAGACCUUCGGCCCGAGGAGCAGGACCCGCAGUGGUGCAAAGAGAAGGGCGACGAGUUCUUCCGCAGCGGCAACUUUCUGGGCGCGAUUAGUGCGUACACCCACGGCAUCAGGCUGUCCGACAAGUUGCCGAGCUUGUUCGCCAACAGGGCCGCCACGCAUUUCGCUCUCGGCAAUUUCAAUAAAUGUAUAAACGACUGCUCGACAGCACUGGAUUUGAUGAAGCCAGCAUGCGAGGGCAAUCGCCGCAGCCGCGCCAAGUGCAUCGCGAGGCGCGCGGCGGCGCUGGCGCGCGUCGGUUGGCUCAACAAAGCUAUUGAUGAGAUGAAGGCCGCUUCCAAGCUGCUGCCCGAUGAUGAGAAGAUAAAGAAGGACGUGUACGAUAUGGAGCGCGCGUGGGAGCAGAAUCCAGACUCGGAUUAAGCCUAGCCGCAGACUACAGAAGACAUUUUGUCGGCUGAUAAAUCAGUAUGAACAUGUAUGAAAGUGCGCACAUUGGUAUCGGCCGAUUCUGCAUACAAAUAAGAAUCGGGCCCAACUGAUAGACCUCCAAUGGGAUUGUGGAGACUGAGGGCUGCUCUGGAGUCCGAUCAUAAUUUAUGGUCGUAAGUACGUAAAUUGUGCUCAUUUGCUGAAAGAUUCUCUUCUCUUCUUUAGGAAACGCUUCACGAUACUGUAUCAUGUUUACUGGAUCAUCAUUGAACAUUGGAUAAGGUACUGCAUGCAGCGGCAAAACAUCAGAAAAAGGCGAAGAAUGAGGGCAUAUUGUAUACACGGUCAUAUUUUAAUUUGAGCCUAGACUUAAAUAAAUCUAUUUGCUGCAAUUUUUUUUUAUUUGCUGAUGAGAAGGUAUUUUGAAUUUAUCUUUACUGUAUCUGCAAAUUGAAAGUAGAACGAAAAUUGAUCUGAGGGGGGCAAUUCUUGCAAUAGAGAUCGUAUCGAAAUUUGGAUUAAUUACUUUGAAAAUAAACUUCAAUCCAAAU